This is a messenger RNA of Fusarium oxysporum Fo47, 1377 nucleotides long. RefSeq names its product FAD dependent oxidoreductase. Gene Ontology annotation, cellular component: cytoplasm. The transcript is spliced from 4 exons. NCBI's taxonomy places the organism in Eukaryota, Fungi, Ascomycota, Sordariomycetes, Hypocreales, Nectriaceae. Gene Ontology annotation, molecular function: oxidoreductase activity. The coding region runs from base 1 to 1377 and encodes 458 amino acids. The record is from RefSeq and is a predicted model, not a curated record.
AUGUCGGAUUCAGUCUCUCCCUCGCCUAACGGCAUGAGCUCUUUUUGGAGGCGCCAGGUCGGAGAAAUCGAUAAUCAUCGCUCUACAAGGGAUCUCCCAACCCAAUGCGACAUUGUAAUAAUCGGCGCUGGAUACUCUGGAGCAGCUUUGGUUACACACAUAUUGUCCAAAUGUGCGGACAAAAUGCCAUCAAUUCUGGUCUUGGAAGCGAGACAACUCUGCUCGGGAGCAACUGGUCGAAAUGGAGGACAUCUCAAGCCGGACUCAUACAACGCAAUAUCGAGACUGGCGAGCGAGUAUGGCGUCGAAGCUGCAGCCGAGGUGGCUAACUUCGAAUACGCCAAUGUCGAAGCAGUAGCCAGAUUUAUCCGCGAUGAAAAAGUCGACUGCGAUUUCGUACUUACACGGGCCAUCGACGUGCAAUUUUCCGACCGACACCAGGAUAAACUAGAAGCCGGUUAUAAGUCACUACUGGAGAAUGGCAUUGAGGCGACUGAGCGCACAUAUUGCGCACCGAGAGAAUAUGCGGAGAAGCUCUCCGGUAUCAAAGGAGCCAAGGGUUGCUUCAGUUAUACCGCCGGUCACCUAUGGCCGUACAAGCUCAUCCACCACAUGCUCGAGAAAGCUAUUGCGAAGGGCGUUAAUCUCCAGACAAACACACCUGUGCAAAUGGUGUCCUCGGAACGAGAUGAAAACGAACUUUGGACUAUUACUACAGGUCGAGGAGUAGUCAAAGCAAGACAGGUAAUUAUGGCAACGAAUGCAUAUACUGCAGCUCUUCUUCCUGAGUAUGAUGGCAAGAUCAUCCCUUAUAGGGCUAUUUGCAGUCGUAUUGUAAGUCCAGGAAGACCGCCACUACUUACAAACUCAUAUGCACUGCGCUUUAACGAGUGGGACUUUGACUAUCUAAUCCCACGGCCCGACGGAAGCAUCAUUGUCGGCGGCGCUCGCCAGACAUACAUCAAACACCUGGAAGAUUGGUAUAAGAAUGCUGAUGACAGUGACCUUAUUGAUCGGGCUCGCCAUUACUUCGAUGGGUAUAUGCAACGCCAUUUCCACGGCUGGGAAAACAGCGGCGCGUACGUUGACGAUAUCUGGACAGGAAUCAUGGGAUACUCUUCUGAUCGACUACCGCGUGUUGGGCCAAUCCCCGACCGCCCUGGCAUGUUUAUUAUGGGAGGCUUCACAGGUCAUGGCAUGCCGCAGGUGUUUCUCUGCGCAAACGGCAUGGCUGACAUGAUCCUCGGCGAUAAGAAAUUCAGUGAUUGCGGGAUACCUAGAGUCUUUGAGGAAACCAAGACUCGACUUCAAGACAAGAGGGAUAGAGUCUUGGAGUUGUAUCGUGAGCCAUUGAACACGUUCGACUCCAAACUGUGA